AUGAGUAGUCUCAGGGCUGAGAGGGCUGGGUGGCAGCGUGUGGUCCAGGCCAUGAACGCAAAUGGGGCGCAUCCUUCACGUGUCUUCCCGGACUACAUCUUGGUCGAUCAGGAAGAAUUCAGGAGGGCAGAGGAUCGCUUCUGGGAGCCUAGUCGUCCAACGACAUCUAUCAUGUACCGGGCACAUGUCACUGCACAAGGUCAGAUCUUUUGCACCGAGAGGCUGUACCAAUGGCUUGAAAGCGUACCGGGCCAGCCUGAAGUUUGCCUUACGCCCCGUCCUGACCCCCCCUCUGUACCGCGAUCCGACAGCAUCAGACCUAGAGCAGUGUCUGCACCAGUACAGACACCUCCUGGACUUCCUGCUCCUGGAUUAGGCACCGAUCCAUCCCUUUCAAGUUUCUUUCUUCAGCAUCCCAACCCACUGGCUCAGCACCCGAUAAGGCUCGAACGGUGUGAUUUGCAGCUUCAAGAAGUCCAUUCCGAGCUUGAAGAAGCCUCUCUGCAGCUUGGAGCAACAUCACAGCUCGGGUCAACAUCGCAGCUCGGGUCAACAUCACAGCUCGGGCAGCUUGAAGAAGUUCACUCGCAGCUUGAAGGAGCCCAUUUCCAACCAAAGAUUCCUCAGAGGAAAUCUUCCUUGUACUUCACCUCACAUCCGGCAUCGCAGGCUCAACAGCCCACCCAGUUUGGUAAUCUCUUCCGAGGACUUGACCAGACUCAGAUUGGUCAGAUUGAGGCAUCCGAAGGGCAACAAGCUCGAUCACCAGGAGAAACACAAGAAAACGGAAGCGUUGCUGCGUCUCAGGCCAAUUGCGAAUCUAAGAUGGAUAACCUGACUCUCUCUUCGAAGAAACGUCAUACUGUCCAAUUUGGCAGUAUGCUCGACGAACUCAGAGAGCAUCUGCCCAUUGGUAGCCCGCAUUAUGAUGGUGGCGGCGCUCAGAGCGCUACUAUGGCUACUGAGAACGAGUCUGAGAAGCGCCCGACCAGCGUUUUUGGUUCCAUUCGAAAACGACUGUCCACGCCUGCAUACUCCGAUGGAGGCAGGAAAAGCUCUGCCUCAGUCGUGUUGAAAGACAUCAGCAAGUCUUCCAAGGCCUUCUUCGAGAAGCUGACCGCGGAAAAGCACGAGGAGUAUCGUAUUCAUGUCGCCUUUAUUGGCGACCCGCACUGUGGCAAGGCGACCUUGCUUGAUCGUUACACUCUGGGAGCCUAUACCGACGGCACUGCUUACCAGCCACACGAGAGUUCCGUCCGUGUGCAGCUCACUGGUCCACUGAUUGUUGACAACUUCACGGCCCGCGCAGACAUCUGGGACAUUGCCCAUCGAAAUGUUCAGACAGGCCAGAAACACCCUCUCUCGAUGGCUAAGUACGACGUGAUCGUCAUCUGCUUUGACAUCGCAGACCAGCGCAACCUAGAAUCUGUUGCCAAGGUGAAGUGGCGCCUUGAGAUCCAGCGAUACUGCCCUGAUAUUCCCUCUAUCCUCCUCGGCCUGAAGAGCGACCUGCGUCCAGACUUCCCAACCCUCAGGCUUGGCUUUCUAGACGAGUCGACUGCGUCCACCGUCGGACAGGGAGAGGAGGCUGCACGAAAGAACAAUGCGUCGGCCUAUUAUGAGUGCUCCGCUAACACCGGCGAGGGCGUCACGGAGUUCUUCGAGUGUCUAGCUCGCUUCUCGGUUCAGUCUAUUCGGAAGCAAAACAAACUCCAGCAGAAAGCCAACCGGAGGUUUUCCGACGUUUUCCACAAGGACUAG
Molecule: messenger RNA, 1761 nt
Organism: Diaporthe amygdali
Lineage: Eukaryota; Fungi; Ascomycota; Sordariomycetes; Diaporthales; Diaporthaceae
Exons: 7
Coding region: 1-1761 (586 amino acids)
Biological process (GO): small GTPase-mediated signal transduction
Molecular function (GO): GTPase activity; GTP binding
Source: RefSeq, a predicted model, not a curated record